Letharia lupina is the source of this 2688-nucleotide messenger RNA. RefSeq lists its product as uncharacterized. Gene Ontology annotation, biological process: secondary metabolite biosynthetic process; fatty acid biosynthetic process. The coding region runs from base 1 to 2688 and encodes 895 amino acids. Lineage: Eukaryota; Fungi; Ascomycota; Lecanoromycetes; Lecanorales; Parmeliaceae. Gene Ontology annotation, molecular function: fatty acid synthase activity. The record is from RefSeq and is a predicted model, not a curated record. The transcript has 4 exons.
AUGGUUCUAAGCCGAUACUUCCUCUGGAAAAUUGACCGUGUUGCUUGCGAAGUAGACAGCUUUGAUUCAACCGAUGAGAAAAUUAUGAUCGCCACCAUGGAUCCACAGCGACCUUCCGUACAGGACAUCGCGAAACAAUUGCGAGCAAGAGGCUGCAACGUGCAUACUGAGCAUAUCUCGAAAGUCGAGGUCUCAGAGGCUACUAAGAUCGUCAUCGACGACACAGAGGGCACCAUGCUAUCCAAACUCCGCGCUGACGUCUUUGAGGCGCUGCAGAAGAUUCCUUGCUCAAGCUUGCCGGUCGUUAGGCUCACCAGCGGGGUCAAUCAAGGCGAGGUGAUUUUCGGAGGCAUGAGCCAAGGGUUUUUUCGGGCCAUACGAUCUGAGCAAGCUGCAGCUCAAAUUACGCUGCUAGAUGUUGACGUUGAUGAGAACCUUGGAUGCACUGGUGAAACCCUCCACCAGAAGCUCGGAAAUGUGGCAACGAAGAACUCUGGUAAAGAUACCGAUUUCUGGCUUCAUCAAGGAGUGCUCUAUGUGAGCCGGGUUGUUCCAAAUGCAACCUUGAACGACCGACUCUCCGCUACAACAGAUGCUACUGAGCACUCUGUCCUUCCAGCGGAGACGGCGCUUUGCGGCAGAGUCGUCAAUGGAGAGCUCAAUCUCUGUCCGAGAGCACCAGAAACUCAGGAACUUUCAGACUUUGAGGCCGAGAUUCAGGUGGAAGCAUCUGAAUUCCAAGCAGACGACGUGCAGUCUGACAAUGAGCCGCCCAGGAUUGUGCUGGGAAAAAUCGUCAGAGUCGGCAGCGUUAUGGACGCAGCCGCCAUUGGUCAAACCACGGCCUUGUUUACGAAGGAAGGUUAUUCCACUAUGGUGAGAGCCACUGAGCACAUGUGUGUCGGUGUUGCAGGUUUCGAUGUGGCGCGUUUGGCAGCAACUUUACCCAACUUGUGCAAAGCGGUGAACUGUCUCAAGGCAGGGAACGUUGAGCCGGGCGAGCAUGCGCUGGUUCUUCCUGCACCUCUGCCUAUCGUGGGCGCCAUUGCUGGUCUCAGCCGUGCAUUCAACUUCAACAUCACGAUGGUCGUGGAGACUGAAGAAGAGAAAGAAGAAUGCCUCCUCAAAUACCAAGUGCCUUCCGGAUCGAUAUUACUGGCCGAAGAAACCGAAACGAUUCGCAAGCUCGUGUCAGGAACCUCUGCAAAUGUGCCUAGCAUUGUGAUUGCGAGCGACUUCUCGCAUUUGGGUCGGGAGAUAUGGAGAUUCAUGCCAGCAAUGGGUCGCUUCGUCCUUAGCGAUGGAUCUGUUGAUGCGAGGCCAGAUGCACUUCCUUUCACGAAAGGUGCUUCGUUCAUUCCCACAGGCAUCGGUGCUCUUUACAGACAGAGUCAGGCUUCCGCAGUCCUGAAAUCAUCACUCGACAUUCUGAGGCUACACGGACAGCUUUUGGUCCAAGAGCCUGCGGUGUAUGAUAUCAGUGCACUGAAGGAGAUGAAGAGCUUCUCAGGAUCCUCCGCGAAACUGGAUAACGGUGUCGUUGCGUGUAAUUAUGGAGAAAGCUCUGUCAAGAUUCAACCGGCAGGCAAAGAGCUCCGUUUCUCCCCAAAUGCUGCUUAUCUUUUGGUUGGUUGUCUUGGCGGACUGGGUCGCAGUCUAACAGCCUGGAUGAUGGAAAAAGGGUGCAAAAUUUUUGCAUUCAUAUCCCGCUCCGGGGCGGACAAACCAGAAGCUGCAAAAGUUGUUGAGUCAAUCAAGGAAGCUGGUGCUUCUGCUCAGGUAUUCAGAGCUGAUGCUACGAUUGACACGGACGUGGCGAAGGUUGUUUCCGCGGUCAAUGCAGCCCGUCCGAUUCGCGGUGUUGUCCACGCUGCUAUGGUACUCCAGGAUGGUAUGUUCGAAAACAUGACCUGCGAGAAAUUCGCUGCUGCAGUGAACCCCAAGAUGAUGGGUGCAUGGAACCUUCACAAAGCUCUGGGUGAUACACCGCUGGACUUCUUCGUAAUGACCAGUUCCAUUUCGGCGGUACUUGGUAACCCUGGACAGAUCAACUAUAGCGCAGGCAACAGCUUCCUUGACGCUCUCGCCUGGCAUCGAAACCAGCAUCGCCUCGUUGCGAGCUCACUGGCUCUGCCAAUGGUUCUUGACGUUGGGGUUGUUGCCGAGAAUGAGAAUAUUGAGACAUCGCUCUCUCGCAAAGGAAUGUACGGAAUCCAUGAAGGAGAAAUGCUCCGUGGUUUCGAGACGGCCAUGAUGCAAGCUAAGCCUGGCGCCAACGAGCCUGCUCGUAUUGGUAGCGCUCAGAUCGUACUCGGCCUUGAACGCGUCUAUCUUGCCGAAGCACUAGCCUCUGAGGAUGUCGUUGAUGCCUAUUGGUACAACGAUGCACGCUUGAACGGCAUCAGAGCAAAUGUUGAGGAUAUCCUCAGUUCUUCAACAUCCAGCAGUGGCUCCGGUGGCGACUUCAGGUGUUCAAGCAUCCUCAUGACCGCGGUCGAAGGAUUCGACUUCGAUGGCAAGUCCAUUGCGGCGUACGGCCUGGAUAGUAUGAUCGGUGCCGAGCUUCGAAACUGGCUUUUUAAGGAAUUCGGGCUGGAUAUUGGCUUUCAAACACUGCUUGCGCCAACCCUAACGUUCAAAGCGUUGUCAGCGACGGUGGGCGAGACAUCGGGUGUCCUGAAGAUAUAG